AUGGCCGCGGAGGCGGGCAGCCGGCGCGGGGCGGCGGCGCGGAGGAAGGCGAAGGAGGCGGCGGUGGGUGCCGCCGCGAGGGUUCUCUUCUACCCGACGCUGCUGUACAACGUGGUGCGGAGCAAGGUCCAGGCCGAGUUCCGGUGGUGGGACGAGGUCGAUCAGUUCGUCUUGCUUGGAGCAGUUCCAUUCCGCAGAGAUGUAACACGCUUGCAGAAGCUUGGGGUACAUGGCGUGAUAACCCUAAAUGAACCAUUUGAGACUUUGGUACCAUCAUCUAUGUAUAAGUCACGUGGGAUUGAUCACCUUGUUAUUCCUACAAGAGAUUAUAUGUUUGCUCCUUCACUUGUGGAUAUUAAUCAAGCUAUUGAUUUCAUUCAUAGGAAUGCAUCUUGUGGGAAAAUAACAUAUAUUCACUGCAAAGCUGGAAGGGGCCGGAGUACAACAAUCGUCUUGUGCUAUCUGGUCAAAUACAAGAAUAUGACACCUGCAACAGCUUUCGAGCAUGUACGAUCGAAAAGGGCUCGAGUGCUGUUGACACGUUUGCAAUGGAAGGUGGUUCAAGAAUUCAGCAAGAAGAACGCGGAGCUUCCUGCUCUCACAAGCGAUUCCGCAACAGCAUCUCCAGCACGGGACGUGGUACGGGUAACAGUAGCAGAUUUGAAUGGCAAUGAUGCUCCAGAGUUUCUUACAGAGGAUGCCAGCUUGUCUUGCCACAAGACUACACCGUCAAGGCCAAUGAUUAAGAUGCUGUCAUGCUUGUUUCCUUCUCGGAUCUGA
Messenger RNA from Miscanthus lutarioriparius, 780 nucleotides. The record is from the annotation of a GenBank genome assembly. Lineage: Eukaryota; Viridiplantae; Streptophyta; Magnoliopsida; Poales; Poaceae.